GUGGUGCAGGACACCGUGCAGGUCUUCCAGCACGCCGUGCCCGCCGAGGGCAAGCCCGUCACCAACCAGAAGAACUCCGGGAGGUGUUGGAUCUUCUCCUGUCUCAAUGCCAUGCGUCUUCCCUUCAUGAAGAAAUACAACAUCGAGGAGUUUGAAUUCAGCCAGUCCUAUCUCUUUUUCUGGGAUAAGGUUGAACGUUGUUACUACUUUUUAAAUGCUUUUGUGGAAACAGCUCAGAAAAAGGAGCCUGUGGAAGGAAGACUGGUACAAUUCCUGCUCUCCAACCCCACAAAUGAUGGUGGACAGUGGGAUAUGCUGGUUAACAUUAUUGAAAAGUAUGGUGUUGUCCCCAAGAAAUACUUCCCGGAGUCUCAUACCACAGAGGCCACUAGAAGGAUGAAUGAGAUCUUGAAUCAUAAGAUGAGAGAAUAUUGUUUGCAGCUAAGAAAUAUGGUGGAAAUUGGAACAAUGAAAGGAGAGCUUUGUGCUGCAAUGGACACCAUGAUAGAAGAGGUAUUCAGAAUAGUGAGUACUUGUCUGGGCAGCCCUCCAGAGACCUUCUGCUGGGAGUUCCGGGAUAAGGAGAAGAACUACCACAAAUAUGGCCCUAUGACACCAGUCCAGUUCUACAACGAGCAUGUGAAGCCUUACUUCAACAUGGAGGACAAGAUCUGUCUGGUGAACGACCCUCGGCCUCAGAACCCGUACAACAGGCUGUACACAGUGGAGUACCUGGGCAACAUGGCAGGAGGGAGGAAAACCCUCUACAACAACCAGCCCGUGGAGGUCUUGAAAAAAUUAGCUGCAGCAUCUAUUAAGGAUGGCGAGGCUGUGUGGUUUGGCUGUGAUGUUGCAAAGCACUUCUAUGGCAAGCUGGGAAUCAAUGACCUGAAUAUAUUUAACCAUGAGCUGGUGUUUGGUGUGUCUGUCAAGAACAUGAACAAAGCAGAACGGUUAAUCUUUGGAGAAUCAAUGAUGACCCAUGCCAUGGUCCUGACAGCUGUCACUGAGAAG
Molecule: messenger RNA, 1014 nt
Organism: Merops nubicus (carmine bee-eater)
Lineage: Eukaryota; Metazoa; Chordata; Aves; Coraciiformes; Meropidae
Gene: BLMH
Product: bleomycin hydrolase
Exons: 9
Biological process (GO): proteolysis; response to toxic substance; L-homocysteine catabolic process
Cellular component (GO): cytoplasm
Molecular function (GO): cysteine-type aminopeptidase activity
Source: RefSeq, a predicted model, not a curated record